GUUUACAUUUUUGUACCCGUUUGAUUGGAUUUCCAAAUGCAAACAAAAUCGGCUUAAAUCUGAGCCGCAAUGGAGUUGAACGUCUUCGACGACUGCUGGGAGUUGGUGCAGCGAUUUCAGAGACUGGUAAACGAUGGCGAAAACUGCGAGUUCGAGACGUUCUGCCGUUGCUGGCGGGAUAUGCAGCUGCAGCACCUCUUCACCGGCCAGUCGAACCACACAGAGGUGAUAGCCACCACUCUGGCGGCCCUGCACGUGGCCAAAAGGCUGUCCUGCUCCCGCCGAACCACUGGCGACGUAUUCGCAGCUUCUUCCGCCCAAAGGAUCGGGGGAUUCUAUCUGCUCUACGUGAUCUACUACAAGCAGCCCACCCACAACUUUGUCAAGAUCGAGGUCUCACCGCGCACCUGGCAGGAACUCACCGACUACGUCCUGCAGCUGCGGAUGGAGAGUCCGGAGCGGAUGGACACCCAGCAGGUGGCUUACAUGUUGUGGCGCCUCGUCCAGGAGCAGGCCUUCCGCUUCACAGCGCUGGACUACUGCCAGGGAUUGGACAACCUGGUGGACUACGACCGACUGGAGAUUGUGGCGGGUGCCAAGAGGCAAAAACAAAGUGCCUUGAUGCAGAAGCAACAGCGUCCCAAUAACGUCAAUCUCACCUACGAACUGGAGGGACUGCGAACCCUGGACCUCGCCAGUCAGCCGUUGUGUGAUCUGGAGUCGGCGUACAAUGCUCAAAAGGCUCAGCUGGCUGGUCAAGAACAGGCUCUGCCGCCCACUCAAAUAUUUGGCCAGCUGCGCAAUGUUUUCGCCGAAAUCCAAAGUAUACUGGGAGAGAAAAAGAACACUGCAGAAGAGGAUCAACCCACAACUUCUGCAAGCAACCAGUUAGAAGUGCGCCAAAGGGUGCGAAACAAGGCCCUGUAUGGCGUUGAGAAAAGGGAGCCGCAGGAACAGGCGGAGGAGUUGGAAGUGGAACUUGAGGUCAACGAGGCGUAUCAGCGGAGGAUGUCAUCGGCAACCGUGUUCCAGCAGCAACUGCCCGAGGAUGUACAGCGGGAGUAUGAUGAGAUCUAUGAUUACAGUGAUGACGAAAAAGAGGAGGCCGAGGAUAGCGAGCUAACAGAGGAUGAAGUUCAAGAACUACUGGGCUCCUAAGAUAGUUUAUAAAACUUAAGAUGACAAAGGAAUUUUGAUAA
Messenger RNA from Drosophila subpulchrella, 1199 nucleotides. RefSeq lists its product as uncharacterized. Gene Ontology annotation, cellular component: snRNA-activating protein complex. NCBI's taxonomy places the organism in Eukaryota, Metazoa, Arthropoda, Insecta, Diptera, Drosophilidae. Gene Ontology annotation, molecular function: sequence-specific DNA binding. The transcript has a single exon. The record is from RefSeq and is a predicted model, not a curated record. Gene Ontology annotation, biological process: snRNA transcription by RNA polymerase III; snRNA transcription by RNA polymerase II. The coding region runs from base 70 to 1158 and encodes 362 amino acids.